This is a messenger RNA of Planococcus citri (citrus mealybug), 1784 nucleotides long. RefSeq lists its product as uncharacterized. The transcript is spliced from 2 exons. The record is from RefSeq and is a predicted model, not a curated record. The coding region runs from base 145 to 1311 and encodes 388 amino acids. Lineage: Eukaryota; Metazoa; Arthropoda; Insecta; Hemiptera; Pseudococcidae.
AUAUCCGAAUAUCUGCUGAUUAAUCUUCGCGCAGAUAAGAGAUAAGAUGAUCAGCUAUUGCUGUAAGAAUGCUCGAAAGUCUCUUUGAAACACUAGUUAAUAGGUAUUUGUGUAGAUGUCGAAGAAAAAACUCUUUCUUGGAUUAUGCGAGCCACAAAUAUGGUAUCUGUUUUUUCCCUAAUACUUUUUUAUCCUCAUAAAGCAGCCUCAUCGGUUUCAGAAUCACUUGCACAUUUAAAUUUUAAUGCCGAACAACGUAAUUAUAUAUCAAAGCUAAAAUUAAAGUUCACCAAUGAGAUUGAGCAAAAGGAUAUGAUGAUCAAGCAAAUAGAUAAAAUAAUCCAGCUAAACGAUGCUCGUAUAAAGGAAAUGGAACCGCAUCAGCAUCAAUACAUAAAGGAUGUAUGUUACACUGUAUUCCGCGGUAGAGUAACACUUGUUCAAAAUUAUCUCCAUACUUCCGAUUUCCUAUUAGCAUGUCCUCAGAUUCAACACACCAUAAAAGACUUGGCCAUUAAUUUUAAAGGAAAAGAAAACUCGUAUAACAUUAUAUUGGAACAAAUAUGGAGAGUACGAAAAGAACGACCAAACACAAUUCAAAAAGUUCGGUUUACAAACGUACAAACGUGGACGAUAUACAUUCAUUGGAUAUAUUUUCGUAUAACUCCGGAGGAACGUGAAUGGGUCAGAAAAGAUUUUAAACUUUUAUUCGAAAUAAUCACUGAAAUACAGAAAUUCAAUAAUGUCGAAAAUAAGAGAGUCGAGCUAAAAUCAACUUUGAAAACGUUACAUCGUGAUAUUUUCCCCUCCUCGUCUAACUCAAAGAAUAUCACGGAUAAUUUGGUGAAAUUAUUUCCAAAAUUACGAAGCUACAUUAACGAAGCUGAGAAAAACCAUAAAUCACCAUUUGCAAAUACUCAUUAUUACGUACAAAACCUCCUUCCAGAUCUUAGCCAUGAUUAUAAUUUUGUCGGAUUAGUACAAUGGGCAACACAAAUUAGUACCGAAGAUAGAAAAAAUCUCGAGACACGCCACAAAAUAUUAUCAAAUUUCACAAAUUCAAUGGAUAUGAUAUUUGGAAUAGCCAAGAAGAAAGCUGUAAGCAUGAACAAGGCAUGGGAGGAGGUGACCCGAGUUAAAGUGAAAGAAAAAGAAAACACCAUUAUUUCCAAAUAUGAACUCGGCAAAAUAUAUAAAAUUAUUUUAAAUAACACAUUUUAUCGAAAAGAACACGAAAUCGUUUGUAAUAAACUCAUCUUAGAAGCUAGACCUAACGUUACAUUAAUCGAAACACCAGAAGAGCAACUCUAGAAAUGUCAAAUUUAUUCAAAAUAAAAUUUUUUCAAAAUCGAACUCUGUACCUCGUACUUAAAAAGUAAUUUUGAUUACCAAAAUUUGGAAAAAGGAACCAGAUAUUACCUUCAACAGCUCGAGUGACCCAGUUACUUGAAAAGUAUCAGAGUACAAACCCUGAAGAACCUCUAAAAAAAUAACUCCAAAAUUUCUUCAUUCUUCCCUCCCAGCUGAUCCACGAUCCACAGUUCGAUAUUCUCGGAACGCUGUAAAAUUCAACGAAACGUUCGAUUAUUUCGUACAAUGUUUAUUAAAACAAUCAAAAUUACAUAAUUUUCAAAAAAUAAAUAAAACAGUUUCAAGCUGGAACUUCGAUUUGUUGCAUUGGCUUCAAGUCAUCGCAAACUGAAAACUCGCAUCCAGUCGAUACGAUGAUAUCGGGUAAUUCGACACCAUCGGCGAUUUCAAUCAACUUUAAUCCGGAUUCACGA